UAUAAGCAGUAAAAUUUCACAUGCGGUGGGUAUACUGCGCGAUCAUUCGAGCGCUUCAGAAAUUCUGCACGUACUCAUAUGCCUAGAUCGAAUUUCUCGGAAUGUGCCUCACAUCUUAAUGAAUCAGUCGGACUUCAUAUCAACGUUUUGUUAUGGCGUCAUGGCACAGACAAUACGCAGCGAAGUCGACAAGCAAUUGAUUCGCUAUUGCAGUCGAAUUAUUUUGAAUUUGGCGCGUUACAAUAGUACUACUGCAAAUACUUUCCAGGAGAGCGGUCUUGUCACUAUAGCUCAGAUGCUGCUGCGCUGGUGUGACAAGGAUAGUGAAAUAUUCAAUACUUUAUGUACGCUAAUUUGGCUAUUUGCACAUUGUCCCUACAAGCGCCACAUAAUUCGGGAGUAUAUGACGACUCCUGAAUCAUUAUAUGUGGUGCGGGAGACUAAAAAACUUGUUGCGCGUAAAGAGCGCAUGAAUCAAAAUGUACGCAAGCCUGUUGCACCGUCACGUGCUCCCAAACAGCAACUAUUCCGCAGUCGUGCGUUACCUAGCCUCGAACCCGACUACGGCGUCAUACAUAAUAAGCCGUAUACGUUUGUAUCGUCGAUAUUUGCAUUUGAUAUGCUGCUAGCUGAACUGGAAAUUGAAGUCAAUUAAAUGUAUUUCUUUUAUUGUUUUCUUUGUUUUAGUGUAUAUGAUUAACACAUUCAUUUUUUUAUCCGUUGUAUGUAAGAAUUUCCGUAACAAGAAUUUUCAUAUUUGAUUUGUUUUCUAUACCAGAUACGAGAGUUUUCCAAAACACAUGGAUACAAAGCAUUAUAAGAUGUUUGUGUUCAAAAAUGCAUGAAACCACAGCAUCAGUCUCUUUUAUUUCUACACUAUAAUUGGUGGAAAUGCCUUAUUUGCGCAAUUAAGUUCCAAUGCGGCAUUUAACCGUGGUUGCGCAUAUUGGUCAUUUCCUUAAAUUAUAGUUUCGAAAUAAAAGAGACUGACGCUUUGGCUUGAUGCAUUUUUGAACACAGACUUCUAACGCUUUCUAUCGAUUGUAUUGAUGCGUUCUGGAAUAUAGCCAUACUAUCAGAAGACUAUCCGAUAUACAUAUAUAUCAAAUAGACUAGUUGGCUGUACAAUACUUUUUGUCGGCUACGACUAUGAUAACGUUAAUUUAUCCACUGUAAUUAAUUGCCGUAAAUGUUAGUUAAAAUUUUUUUAUUUAAAUAAACGUUAAGGAUAUAAUUUUUGCAUGGUAAACUAAUUUCUUGCACUUGUACACAGACGAAUGCUAACUUUGUACCCAUAACCAGCGUAAGCGGAAAGAUUAAGUAAGCUUGGGUCAACCGUAUGCUUCUUUUCAAAGCAGAAGAAAUGAUACCCACUUCAACCAGAAAUUCAUUUGAAUCCUUAGAUGGAUAUUGACAAGCGUUGAGUGAUCAAAAGACUACAAACUGCAGAAAAUAUAUUCGCCUCUUACUUUUACUAGUGGUGAAGCCUGAAUAGUAAUCGAGAAGUAGUAAAGUCAUUUACCACAAGCACAAUAAGUUAAAUAGCCCAUUUUUUCUGGGCGAAACACAAAUUUCAAAAUCGCCAUAUAUACAUACAUACA
Messenger RNA from Rhagoletis zephyria (snowberry fruit fly), 1601 nucleotides. Its product is annotated as protein abnormal spindle-like. The record is from RefSeq and is a predicted model, not a curated record. NCBI's taxonomy places the organism in Eukaryota, Metazoa, Arthropoda, Insecta, Diptera, Tephritidae.